GGCGACAUUUGAUUUUAACUUCCCGUGAUGCCAUAUCAAAUAAUAAACAAUAACAAAAAAGGUUUUGAAGCUUAUAAUUCCGCAAUUUGAACGUGGUUUUGAGAAAAAAGUUUUAAACGAAGUUAUUUUAUUUUAAACAUCAGCAUUCUCACCUCUUUUCCACGAUCGUGGGUUAAACUUAAUAAGUCUCAUAGUGUACAAAAAAUAUUACUAAAAUGACGACUUGCUUGCUGAAAUUAUUCCGGUUGGAUUUGUGUCGGGUCGGCCAACUUGGUGUGACGAAAGCGUGCGGACUUAAAUACUUCCCCCCGCCGGUGAAUUACGACCAUGUGGAGUUUCCCGAGAGACCCAGGCUGAAGAUCGUGGAGAGGAUGCCGCAGUUCCCGAGCAACAUCCGGCCCCCAAAAAUGAUUAAGAAUUUGAAGUUCAUGCGGGGUCCUGAAACACUGCACAACACACUCCUCCACAAGCAGUACGGAAUCAUCGCAACGAGGGGCGGCAGGAUGCGGCACGGUCACUACGAGAUGGUGCGCCUGCUCAUUGGCCGCAGGAUGGACAUGAAGCGGAUGUUUGCCAUCUGGAGGAUAGACGCUCCGUGGCAGCCAGUCACGAAGAAGGGGCUCGGGCAGCGAAUGGGCGGUGGGAAAGGUGCAAUAGAUCACUACGUCACGCCGAUAAAGGCAGGGCGAGUCAUUAUAGAAGUGGGUGGAAAAUGUGAAUUCGAAGAGGUGAAGCCCAUGCUGGACCUGGUUGUGGGGCGGCUGCCGUUCCGAGCCGAGGCGGUGAGCCAUCAGAUACUGGAGGAGAAGGCGGAGGAGGAGGAACGCAUCGAGCGGGAGAACAUCAACCCCUACACCAUGAAGUACGUCAUCCAGAACAACAUGGGCGGGUGCCAGAACUGGAUCUCUCGCUACGACCGCUUGUGGUUCGGGAAGUACCGGUAGCCGGGCUGCAACCAUCUCUGUCCUCUUACGGUGUUUUUUUGUGCCAAGAACAGUAAUAUUAAAGUAAUCAAUACCGAAAAUCCUUAUUUGAAAACACUACAUUUUUUUUUUUUUUACCCAAAUAUUUUGUCAUUUAUUUUCGAUGCUGUCUAAUGGCCACUUACACAAACAACAGUCAUUCUAGGGGCUAUUUUGUGCCCUUGAGGGACUAGGAGCAAGGUAACAGCAUGACAAAAGUUUGUCACAAGUGACCUAUUAAAUUUAGAUGUUUUAAUUUCUGAUAUCUUUUGCCGAAAAAUCUCUUUGAAAAUAAGUUAAAUAAGUAAAAGUUUGUCACAAGUGACCUAUUAAAUUUGGAUGUUUUAAUUUCUGAUAUCUUUUGCCGAAAAAGCCCUGUGAAAAUAAUACAGUAGGUAGUUUUCUUAAGUGUUUUUCAAAGCAAGAACGACAGCACAGAAUGUUAAGUAGCAUUUGAACAGUGGCUUUCUAAAGAUGCUUAUUAAUGCCAUAGGCUCCUCAUGUAAAGAUUGUUUUUUUUUUUUUUUAAUACAGACAAUUGUGUACUCCAUUUGUUAGCAUGUUGAUACUUUUCAAAUAUGUUAAUUGUUACAAUAAAAAAUGUCCUCUAAA
Messenger RNA from Bacillus rossius redtenbacheri, 1574 nucleotides. RefSeq names its product large ribosomal subunit protein uL16m (gene mRpL16). Gene Ontology annotation, cellular component: ribosome; mitochondrial large ribosomal subunit. Bases 216 to 944 code for a protein of 242 amino acids. Gene Ontology annotation, molecular function: structural constituent of ribosome; rRNA binding. Lineage: Eukaryota; Metazoa; Arthropoda; Insecta; Phasmatodea; Bacillidae. The record is from RefSeq and is a predicted model, not a curated record. The transcript has 6 exons. Gene Ontology annotation, biological process: mitochondrial translation.